AGCUUUUCCCACAAAUCAUUUCUAUUUAUUUAAUCAUAGCACGGUCUUUUACGCGGCCCAUCAGAGGCCCAAAGCUUCCAAUGAGGCCUCAACAAGCCCAACAGAAGCAUGAAAACCGAGUCCGAGCAAGUUCGCGCGAACUCAAGAGUGAAGACGCAAGCAGAGAAAGAAAGAUGCAGAAUCAGCGGGAGGAAGAAGAGCAAAACAAUGAUGCAAACAAGAAGAAGAGUUCGGUGGUCAUAAGAAUACCUUCUUAUCAAGAAGUCGUUGAAAGUUCGCAGGCCAAAUCCACUCCAUCUUCUCUCUUCGUUCCCUCCCAAACAUUCUCCCAAGCUUUCGCGUUCGUCAAAUCCUCCGAGUUCUACGCUCCUCCUCCUCCUCCACCUUCAAGGGAAACUAGUCAAUCCGACGCUCCAUCUUCAACGUCGACAUCAUCUCCUGCUGCUGCAGCUUCAUCAACGUUACCGUCCUCUCACCACACUCAAAGUCGCAAUUCAAUUCUCGUCAGCCACAGACAGAAGGGAAAUCCCUUGCUUAAACACAUUAGGAAUGUUAGAUGGGCGUUUGCUGAUAUUGUUUGUGACUACUUGCUUGGCCAAAGCUCCUGUGCUCUCUAUCUCAGUCUUCGCUAUCAUCUUCUGCAUCCGGAUUACUUGUAUUAUAGAAUAAGGGAGUUGCAGAAGAAUUUCAAGCUUCGUGUGGUUUUAUGCCAUGUUGAUGUGGAAGAUGUAAAAAAGCCUCUGCUUGAAGUUACAAAAACAGCUUUGCUUCAUGACUGUACGCUCCUAUGUGGAUGGAGCCUGGAGGAAUGUGGGCGUUACUUGGAGACCAUUAAAGUCUAUGAAAACAAGCCUGCAGACAUUAUUCAAGGCCAAAUGGAUACAGAUUAUCUAUCACGUCUAACACAUGCCCUUACAACAGUUCGGCAUGUUAACAAGACUGAUGUCGUCACCCUUGGUACCACAUUUGGGUCUCUUUCUAACAUUAUUGGUGCAUCUAUGGAAGAUCUAGCUCGUUGUCCUGGUAUAGGAGAGCGCAAGGUCAAGCGCUUGUUUGACACUUUUCAUGAACCCUUCAAGCGUGUGGAAUCCAGCCGGCAAGCCAUACCAGAGACCUCUGUCCUGAACAAGCCAGCUAGUCCGGUCUCAUCGAUCAGGAACGAUGCUGAAUCUUCCUCCUUGAUUGAAGACAAGCAGGAGGAUAUAGAAGAUGUGAGCAAACGUAGGAAGAUAGAACCUGAAGUUACUGUAAAAUCUGCCCUUUCUGCAGCUUUUGCCAAAUAUUCUGAUAGAGUUGGAAAGAAGAAAAGCACUUCACAAGUGGAGGAAAAAGGAGAAUCAAUUGUUUGCAAAGAAUCAGAAGCUGAAACAUAAAAUGUGUCUAUGCAUGUGUAAAGGGGAAACAUCUGUAACAAAUGAAGAGGCAGUUAGUUGUAAUAUGAUAGCUGUUAAGUAGUUAGGAGGUUUUUAAUCAAAUGGGAACGACGAGUAAAGAGGGUUAAGGGGCAGAGUCAUAAGGGUAGAAAAAACUUGGUUGUUCAGAUAAGUUGGGAGGGGGAGUUGGAACUCUUGAAUAUCCUGAUUUGAGAGAUAUUCUCAUCUUUGUACAUUUUGCCUACAUCGUUUUCUUGAUUCUGAAUCCACAUUGGGAUUUUUUGUUAA
Molecule: messenger RNA, 1661 nt
Organism: Cajanus cajan (pigeon pea)
Lineage: Eukaryota; Viridiplantae; Streptophyta; Magnoliopsida; Fabales; Fabaceae
Gene: ERCC1
Product: nucleotide repair protein
Biological process (GO): mitotic recombination; UV-damage excision repair
Cellular component (GO): nucleus; nucleotide-excision repair factor 1 complex; ERCC4-ERCC1 complex
Molecular function (GO): single-stranded DNA binding; damaged DNA binding
Source: RefSeq, a predicted model, not a curated record